AUUAAGAAAACAACAAAAGAACCAACCAUCAUAACAAACAACAAAGUGAAAACAACUGUGUGAGACUGUGGAUUUCAUAUGAAACCAUCAAACUCCACCUGCUGUAGUGCCACUCUUUCUUAGGUUCAACAUACUUUUGCUAAUCAACCUAAUCUUUCACCAACUCACUAUAAAUAUGCACCCAACUUCAUACACUCUUCAAUCAUAUAUUCACCUCUUUACAAACAUUUCUUUCAUUGUUAGCUUUUGUUCAACUCAAAUUAACUCUAUCUUGAAAAAUGGCAAAGGGAAAUGUUGCUGCUAACUCUCCACUUGAGAGAACUAGUUUGGCUUAUCUAGAUCAGAGGAUGGCCGUGGCCAAGCGCUGUUCUCAUGAAGGUGUGAUGGCUGGAGCUAAGGCUGCUGUUGUUGCUACUAUUGCCACUGCCAUUCCAACUCUGGCUAGUGUUAGGAUGCUACCUUGGGCAAGAGCCAACCUCAAUCACACUGCUCAAGCUCUCAUUAUUUCAACAGUGGCUGGAGCAGCAUAUUUCAUUGUAGCUGACAAGACUGUCUUGGCAACUGCGAGGAAGAACUCCAUCAACCGUACCUCCAAUGCAUGAACUCCAAAUGCAUAACUUCAAUCAUGGAUUCGGAUGCAUCGGUAGAUCUUAAAUUCUGAAUUAACAUUAAGCUAGUUUCGUCGUGGAUCUCAUCAUAUAUGUACUUGUAAAUAAAGAAUGGUUUGCAUCUCAAUAGUGACAGAACUCUCAUGUACUACCUAUCGAUCAUGCUUAAUUAUAUGAAUGCAAAUCAAUAACUUUUCUUUUCAUAAUAA
This is a messenger RNA of Lathyrus oleraceus (garden pea), 817 nucleotides long. RefSeq names its product early nodulin-93. The coding region runs from base 279 to 602 and encodes 107 amino acids. Lineage: Eukaryota; Viridiplantae; Streptophyta; Magnoliopsida; Fabales; Fabaceae. The record is from RefSeq and is a predicted model, not a curated record. The transcript has 4 exons.